AUGUCCGACCAACUGCACAAACUGGCGCGACUGAGAAGUCCAUGGCGAUGUUCAUUUCUCACCCUCGCCACGAGCAUAAGCGCGAUAGUCAUUCUGCUGACUGUCAUCCACUCCUUCCUGAACCGACAGCAAGACCCGAAAGGAUGCGCCAUGUCAUACAUGCGACCGCGCUUCGACCCUUUCCCCGAUUUCGACACAGAACACACUCGUUUUGCAAGCAAAUACUCCCUCUACCUAUAUCGCGAGGGAGGCAUAGAUAAUGGUAGCAAAGUCAGAGGCAUACCCGUACUCUUCAUACCUGGAAAUGCCGGGAGUUACAAGCAAGUGCGGCCGAUUGCUGCCGAAGCAGCAACGUACUUCCAUGAUGCACUUCGAGAAGAUAUGGCCAGUAUCCGUGAUGGCAAGCGGCCAUUGGACUUCUUCACUGUCGAUUUCAACGAAGAGCUCAUAGCUUUCCACGGCCAGACUCUGCUUGAUCAAGCAGAGUAUUUGAAUGAGGCUGUGGCAUAUAUCCUAGCCCUCUAUCACAACCCUCACCGCUCAGCACGAGACCCAGGAUUACCGGAUCCCAAAUCUGUUAUCAUACUAGGACACUCGAUGGGUGGUGUGGUUGCGAGGACGAUGUUGAGAAUGUCGAACUACCAAGAGCAUACUAUCAAUACCAUACUUACUUUGUCGGCACCUCACGCCAGACCACCGAUCUCGUUCGAUGCGGCAAUGGUCUCGACAUAUCAUGAUAUCAACACAUACUGGAGGGAAUCAUUUUCAGGCUCGGCAGCAGGGCGGAAUCCGUUGGAUGAUGUCACACUGGUUUCUGUCGCUGGAGGCGGCUUGGACACCAUGAUUCCGUCUGAGUACACCAGCCUGACAUCGCUUGUGCCCGACACACAUGGUUUCACUGUGUUCACGUCUAGCAUACCUAAUGUCUGGACUGGAAUGGACCACUUGGCCAUCAUGUGGUGCGACCAAUUCCGCAAGGCCCUGAUCAAGGCUAUUUACGAUGUGAUCGAUGUUCGUCGUCCUUCUCAAACACGAAGCCAACCGGAGAGAAUACGCGCGUUGCGAAAAAGGCUAUUGACAGGCAUGGAGCCUGUUGUGGAGAGGGGUCUUUUGGAGCAGGAGCCCACAACUUAUUUGACGCUCGAACACAGCUCCACAGGAAUCAUGUCGCACGGACAGCGUCUCGUGCUGCGAUCACUCGGCGACACCGGUGCAACGAAAGCUCAUGUGAUGCCCAUUCCUGCACAGCCAUUCACAGAGGGCAGCAAAUUCACGCUGCUCACCGAUCAAACCUUGGAUUCGGAGGAAGAUGACGGCACGCUCUCGGUAUUGCUCUGCAGCGUCUUCCCACCUCCUUCGGCAUUUCCCGUCUUGUCGUAUGCCAUCAAUCUGGAUGCCUCGAACAGCAAUAACGCUGGAUCUACGAGACUGGCAUGCAAGAAUGCGGUGAACGAUGUGUCGCUUCUGCCUGCUUCGACAAAUACAUCUGCAAAUGCCUUCGACAAGGUCAAGCCGUUCUCAUACCUGCAGUACGAGUUGCCCUCCAUCGCCGACUACCAAUUUGUGGCCGUUGUGGAGAAGGCGAAGGAUUUGACACCAGGAUGGGUUGUAGCCGAAUUCAGCAAUGCUGCGGAAUCGUCUACACAGGUCAGCAAAGGCCACCACCAGAUACUAAUCAGCGGCAUGAAGGUCAAGCUUCCUGCCGAUAGGCCCAUGAUGACCGAACUGAAGAUUCCGGAGAUUCACUCUACCAUGUUUGCGUACUCUCUGCAGGUGAAGCGCAAAGAAUGCAAAAAAUACGAGGAGAGCUUUGCACCACUUCUGCGCCAGUACAUCGCGGAACCCUACGAGUCGAAGUACUUCGUGAAUACGAAAGGUGGUAAUAUCAACGUUCAUGGACUUUCUCCAUUCAUGCCACCACCGCUUGCAGGAGGUCCGACCGACGGUCUGUCGUUGCAGCUUUGGACCGAUCCGACAUGCAAUUCCACAGUUGAGGUCUCUCUGCAGGUUGAUGUGCUUGGCAGUGCGGGUAAGCUCGUCAUGAGAUACCGCACUGUCUUCGCCGCCUUCCCGCUUCUAGUCGUGGCACUGGUCCUCCGGAAACAGUUCAAGGUCUACGACACGACUGGCGUCUUCAUGAGCUUCACGCAAAGCAUGGACCAAUGCAUCAGGUCAUCCAUUCCGGCAAUCUGGGUUGCAUUGACAUUCUUCGCCGUUGCGGUCUCAAAGUCUAGCCACAGCGUGUGGACAAGACACCUGCUCAGUACCUCUACUGGCACCUCUGAGCAGGCCAUCGACUUUACUGUCAACGACCUCAUGCUGGGCACAUCCGAUCCCUUUUUCUGGUUCCUGGUGCCUCUCUUCGCCAUCAUCAGCGUCGGCAUUUGCAUCGUCAUGAAUUAUGUUGUCCUCAUGUUGACACAUGUUUUUGCACUCAUCACUGCACAUACUAGGCCGGGCACUCAGCGGCUUGCAGACGGGUACGUCAAGCAUCACAUCUCGCAAUAUCUCAUGUCUAACAUUGUCUCCAGUACGACUCAAUCCUAUGGCGGUGCCAUGAAUCAACGAUUAUUCACGACCGGCAUGUUAUUGCUGCUUGUGGUAACUGUGAUUCCGUAUCAAUUCGCCUACCUGGUGCUUUGCACAAGACAAAUCUUUACCUGCGUUGGCUCGCUUAGAGGUGCACAGGAGACUCAAUCUGCAGCCAGCUACAACUUCUACAACUACACGCAUUCGAUGCUGAUCCUCAUGCUUUGGAUUCUGCCUAUCAACAUGCCUGUCCUGGUGGUUUGGAUACACAACUUGACAGUACACUGGUGGACACCGUUUUCCACGCACCACAACUUGCUAUCUGUGCUCGGGUACAUCUUGCUGGUCGAGGUGAUGAGCACGAACAGUAUGAUACCACGGGUCACGAGCCGCAUCCGAUUCCUCACCAACACAUUAAUGUUUGCAUUGGCACUCUACGCUGCCGUGUACGGCGUCACUUACGCCUACCGGAUGCACUACCUCGUGAACGCGUUGUGUUUCUGGCUGUUCGUCAUACACCUCUCGAACGGACCAUACUCGCUGGCGAAUAUGGCGAAAUUCUUCUCUGGCAGCGGCUCAACAUCGCCGCCGCCUGGAGGACAUUCCAGUCAUGGAAAGAAGCGACCAUGA
Molecule: messenger RNA, 3159 nt
Organism: Pseudocercospora fijiensis CIRAD86
Lineage: Eukaryota; Fungi; Ascomycota; Dothideomycetes; Mycosphaerellales; Mycosphaerellaceae
Exons: 2
Coding region: 1-3159 (1052 amino acids)
Biological process (GO): endoplasmic reticulum to Golgi vesicle-mediated transport; GPI anchor metabolic process
Cellular component (GO): endoplasmic reticulum
Molecular function (GO): phosphatidylinositol deacylase activity
Source: RefSeq, a predicted model, not a curated record